AACUCUAAAUGAACAAUACAUACCUACCUACCUAUUUUAUUUAUAAGCAAUUAAACUUAAGAUGAGUAGGGAAUAAUGGAAUAUAUUUUUGGCAUAUAUGAUAUGGGGAUACCUACCACGUUAGAAAAUGAAAAUUAUAAAAAUGUAAAAACAUAUUAUAGUGUUACAAAACUUACAAGCAUUUUAAACAGUCAUUGAUCGCAAACAGAACAUAAACAAUAAUAUAAUAUGUCAAUAUACAUUAUAUUAUUAUUUAAUUAUUAUACCUACUCAAUUCAGUAAUACACGAUAUUAUAAUAUAUUUGUAUAGUUGUUUAGUAACGAUAAUCCGGGUAGGUAUAGGAUGGCCUGUGGUCUGUGGGAUAUUUUUCAGAUACACAUAGUAUAUUAAUAUAUUAUAGAUUGUAUACGACCGAUAAAACACUUACAACGGUAACGAAUUGAUUAUUGUUUGUCUUUUUUUUUUUACCAAGAAUGAUGAUAAUAUAGUGAUAAGCUAAAUGUAUAUGAAACCUAUAUGUACAAUUAAAAAAUGUUAGUGCUUUAAAUUGUUUUGCGAGAAAAACGUGUACAGCGCGAGCUCGUGCGCCAAAUGAUUUCAAACGUAAGUUCGGCAUGUUGGUGGCGGAGCGGGGAAAAGUCUGUUGGUCGCGUUGUCUACGAAUUCGCGUAGUAGGAGCGCUCGGCGCGCGCGCGCGCUCACAGCCCGCCGCCGACGACGGACGCGCCGCGCGACCAGUGACCGGUAAACUGUGAGAAAAGUACCGAGAGCUGUGUGGUAUACGGUUUCACGCGCGGCACACGUGUUCGUCCGCGUCCGUUACGCGAUCCCGGACCGUUCGGGAUUAACAAAAAUGAUAUAAAAUAUUCUUUAUAAUAUUAUUAUAAGUAAACGUUUGCGAACCCUUUUUUUUUAUUGCUGUGUUGUUAAUAAUAAUAAUAAUAAUAAAAGAAAUAACCGCCGCCCGGUCUCUUUUUAUGUUCGCGUUCCGAUACCCAAGUUGACGCGUUUUUGUUUUUAAAAAAUCCGAUGUGACCGUAAACGACGCAACUUGGUUGAGACGAUCACACGUAUAUACACUGACCGGACUGUAAAAAUGAAGAAACCGGUCGUCGUCGUCAACGGUUUAUGAUCCUGAUGUGGUCGUCAUCCCGGAUCGGUCGCCAAGUGGCCUCCGCGUUCGUAUGCGGCCGUCACCCGCAGCUGCUUCACCGGCAGCCCCAGUACCAACCACAACUCCAUCAUCAACAGCAUAAUCUACGGUAUUCCUCAACAGCAGACGGAGCGGUGGCCGCGCCGUUGCGUUGCACCAAGAAAAAAUCUGACCGGGCGCCGUCCAAGCACUUGGUGGACGAGAAGACUGUCCGUGCGGCCGGUGGCCGUGGCGGCGAUGGGCGCGUGUCGUUCAUGAAGCUUUUCGGCAAUGAGAACGCAGGCCCGGAUGGCGGAGAUGGAGGUAACGGCGGCCACGUAGUGUUCCGGGCGGCCGAGAACGUGACCGGGCUAGGGCACGUACCCGUUGAGCUUAGGGCGGCCGCAGGUGAGCGUGGCUACAACAAAGAUUGCCAUGGAAAGUGCGCCGGUCACGAGUACGUGGACGUGCCGGUAGGCACUGUGGUCAAGGAUGAUGCCGGUCGGGUGGUUGGUGACCUGAGCCGGCCGGGCGUCAUGUUUGUGGCGGCCAGGGGCGGGGCGGGUGGCCACGGGAACCGUUACUUCGCCACGGACACGGAGCAGACGCCCGAGGUGGCCGAAUUGGGAGGCGCGGGUGAGGUACUUCGGUACACGCUAGAGCUGAGCAGUAUCGCCGAUUUCGGGUUGCUGGGAUUUCCUAACGCGGGCAAGAGCACGCUGCUACGAGCUAUCACCCGGGCCCGACCUAAGGUUGCUCCGUACCCGUUUACCACGCUCCAGCCGCACUUGGGCGUGGUCCGUUACGGCGACCAAGAGUCAGUGGCUGUGGCUGAUCUGCCUGGGCUCAUCGAGGACUCGCACCGAGACCGCGGCCUGGGCGUGUCGUUUUUGAGGCACGUUCAGCGUUGCACCGCGCUGCUACUGGUCGUCGACCUGUCUGCGCCCGAGCCAUGGACGUACGUGGAUGUGCUCCGGCACGAAGUCAGGUGUUUCUCGGCCACGGUGCUCGACCGGCCGCAGCUGAUCGUCGCCAACAAGGUGGACGUGGACGGCGCUCGAGACAACCUGGCCGAACUCAGGCGCCGGUUGCCCGACGACGAGAUCGUUGAGAUAUCCGCCAAGCACGGCGUCAACUUGGAGCGCCUGCUGAAGCACAUGAAGCGAGUGUACGACAAACGGCGCAUAUCUACAGAAGCGGAAGCCGCCGCCGCCGCUGACUUUGACUAGGCUAUAGUAGUAAAAUGAGAUCGUCACGUCAUAAUGUCGUAUUAUUAUUAUCGUUGUGAUCGAUACAUUGAUUUUUGUGUUCCAUAAUAUAUUUGUGUUUUAUAUUCAAAAAUGUAUACUUAUAAUAAUAAAAUAAGGACUAUACCUUAACUCAUACUUAGAAA
Molecule: messenger RNA, 2526 nt
Organism: Acyrthosiphon pisum (pea aphid)
Lineage: Eukaryota; Metazoa; Arthropoda; Insecta; Hemiptera; Aphididae
Product: mitochondrial ribosome-associated GTPase 2
Exons: 2
Coding region: 1130-2362 (410 amino acids)
Cellular component (GO): mitochondrion
Molecular function (GO): GTPase activity; magnesium ion binding; GTP binding
Source: RefSeq, a predicted model, not a curated record